UACGUCGGGCAUUGUUUUUCGGUAAACUUCAGGCUUCACCUUGCCCCUACGCGUGUGUAUCCAUACAAUAAGUACAAUACAAAUGUAUAUGGCACAUAUACGUGGCAUGUACAAUGCACACACGUACAUACACAGCAUGACGCCGGCAAUGUAGCGCCAGAUUCCAUUCGUCCCUCUAACCUUUUGCCCGAGAUGUUACAGCUGAGAGAUAUGUGUUCGACAAUUCGUCGCUUUUUAUAAUCGGUUCAAUAUGCUCCAACUUGAGGUUUCCUUCGUUUAGCGUUUUAUUCGUUACCGCACCGUAGCAGAAAGAUAACGGGAUAUCUGAAAUUAAGGUAUAAAUUGUGCCAUCUAAGCUCUUUAUCAGUGCGGUAUAUAAACGGGGAUCUCGUGUCGUAGACUUUGAAUUUAGCUGCCGUAUCUCGUACGCGGAUAUUGAGAGGUGACGCAGAAGAGUCAGAAUGGCACUGGGACAAGUGAAGGAACUGGUGAACCUGUACAAGUCGUUAGCCGCGCAUCCGUCCUUAAGCAGCGCGCAGAUCGUAGGUAGCAAGAGCGACCGGUUCUACGUACAGGCCUCGUGGACGCAGAGGAAUCUGGAGAGGAAGACGGAUCAGCGCUUCCUACAGAUUUAUGGUUUAAAUACGCUUCCAGCUUCUCAAGUUUUUCCGGGAUUUGCAGUUGAUAUCACCACAGAGUUGCUGUCCGCCAUUUCAAAGGACGAACUGCGUAAGGCUGUGCUACGGCAAGCCACGAUUGAUAACACCACAAAGCAGUUCAUAGAAAUAUGGGAUCAGCAGCAUCUCAUGAAGAAUUACGAUCUGUCGGCUCUGGACGUCCACGGCGACGUUUACACGGACGCUGAGUUUCGUUCGUUCGAAUGGUCUCCGGAUAACACGAAGCUUCUGUAUGUAGCAGAGAAGAAACUCCCCAAGUCGGAGCCGUUUUACAAGCAAAAAUCAUUGGAUAAGAAAGACAAGGAGAAGAAGGAGGAUGACGAAGCAGCAAUGGGCAAUGAGUAUAUCCACAAACCACAUUGGGGAGAGCAAUUAGUAGGUAAACACCGGCCUGUUGUCGCUGUCCUCGAUACGGUGACAGACACCAUUACAGUUUUAUCUGGAAUACCAGAUGAUCUCUCUCCCGGUCAAGUGAUUUGGACGAAAGAUCAGGAUGUAAUCGGUGUUGCUUGGAUGCACGAGCCACUAUACUUGGGCCUUACUGCGUGCACCAAUAGAUAUUCUUGGAUAUUUUCAUUGAAAAAUGGAGAAUAUCGGAAAUUGUCCGAUGAAGGAUGUGCUGUGCACAGUCCUAGGAUCAGCCCGGAUGGAAAUUAUCUCGUGUGGCUGCAGAGGGAGGCAGGUCCCGUUCCGCAUCACAAUGUGCACAAGCUUGUGUUGCGGGACUUGAGAGUGGAGGAAGAUAAUAUCGAGCUUGUGGAAGCAGUGCGAACGAGUAAACUAAUUAAUCGUAACAAAGAGUUUUACGGGAUAUAUGGUCGUCUACCUCGUCGUUGUUGGAGUCGUUGUUCUCAAUACUUAUUUUUCAGUACCCCUCAGAAGAACAAUAUCGUCUCGUAUAUCUUGAAUAUAAAAACGAAAGAUAUUACUGAGAUAAAUAACGACACCAGCAGUCUUUCUGUACUGGACGUAAAAGAGGAUGUAAUUGCUUUUUUGAACACUUCUUUGACGCAACCUUCUAGCCUCGUGGUAGGCGAGUUUCAGAUUAAAGCGACAAGCGAUGGCAAUAUCCCCAGGCUUUCGGUUAAACCUCCAAUGGAAAUCGAUGGUUUCAAAGAAAUUAUCUAUGAACCCAAUGAAUAUAAUUACGAUAACGACGACGACAUAAAGCAAUUCAACUAUAUGUAUUUCGGUCCAAAAAGUGGCAAAAAUCAAUCGAUACCUUUUAUAGUUGUACCACAUGGAGGACCUCAUAGCGCUUUUGCAAAUACAUUUUCUCUCGAGUCUUCCUUCUUGGUAUCAGCAGGUUUCGCGAUAGUGCAAGUGAACUAUCGUGGUUCUACGGGAAUGGGCAGCGCGACAGUGGAGUAUCUUCAAGGGAAAGUUGGGGACGCGGAUGUGAAGGAUUGCAUAACUGCUACUCAGGAAGCGCUGAAAAAAUAUCCUUGGCUCGAUUCUAAACGCAUAGGUCUUUGCGGCGGUUCUCACGGUGGAUUCCUGGUGGCACAUUUAAGCGGGCAAGCUCCAGAUCUGUUUAAAGCAGUAAUUGCAAAAAACCCGGUGAUCGACAUCUCUACCAUGUUCGGUAUAUCCGACAUUCCAGACUGUCGCAAUGUUCUGACUAAGGAAGAGCAAAUAGCGUAUCUUCAUAAUGUGUGCGCCGUGGAGGCAGGUGUUCCUUGCAACAUCGUUACCGGUUCUUGGCCCGAAGACACAGACAUGUUCGUGAAAAUGAGGAAAUGCUCGCCCAUCACGCUUGUCGAUAAAGUCAAGGCACCGACCUUGAUUCACAUUGGAACGAAGGAUUUGCGAGUGCCGUGCUCUCAAGGAACAAUGUGGUACAACCGGCUCAAGAGUAACAAAGUGAAAACCAAGAUGCACGUGUACGAUGACAACCAUCAGUUGUCAACUGGGCCAGCUGAGAUUGAUCAUAUCAUCAACGAUUGCCUAUGGCUCUUGGAGCAUUUGUCUAAAGAAUCCGGAGGGAAAAAAUAAACUGCAGCAUUUCAUUACAUGUGUUCAUAUAUAUAUACAUAAAGUUUUAUUAUCACAAAUUGAAUAUUUACAUGAUUUAUUACAUACAUUUUGUAAAGAAACUUACGUAAUAUUUCAUCUCCAAAAAUAUACGCACACGUCUAGUAUU
Molecule: messenger RNA, 2820 nt
Organism: Vollenhovia emeryi
Lineage: Eukaryota; Metazoa; Arthropoda; Insecta; Hymenoptera; Formicidae
Product: acylamino-acid-releasing enzyme-like
Exons: 14
Coding region: 462-2672 (736 amino acids)
Biological process (GO): proteolysis
Molecular function (GO): serine-type endopeptidase activity
Source: RefSeq, a predicted model, not a curated record